Messenger RNA from Diceros bicornis minor, 1676 nucleotides. It is a transcript of the gene SUMO1, whose product is annotated as small ubiquitin like modifier 1. Gene Ontology annotation, cellular component: nucleus; PML body. Gene Ontology annotation, molecular function: ubiquitin-like protein ligase binding; protein tag activity. Lineage: Eukaryota; Metazoa; Chordata; Mammalia; Perissodactyla; Rhinocerotidae. The transcript is spliced from 6 exons. Gene Ontology annotation, biological process: protein sumoylation. The record is from RefSeq and is a predicted model, not a curated record. The coding region runs from base 1 to 906 and encodes 301 amino acids.
AUGCUGAGGCCGGGUCCGGGCGCGGCGCGGCCUGCCGCGAGCUCUAACACCAGGAAAAAAAAGACCAAACCUGCGGCCCGCAAGGCCGCGCCUGACCAAGCACAAACUCACUCGCCUUCCUGCAAAAAAACCCAGACCACGUUGCCGGAACGUUCCACACCGCAAGCAAGGCCAGGAGGAGACAAUGGAAGUAUCUGGGCUCGGCUUUCAGAAAGCGCAAGGUGUCCGAGAGGGAGGAGUCUGGGCUGUCGUAAGGUUCCCAACACUGAAGCUGGGGACCGGGAACUUUCCCCGGCGGACGGGCGCGGGACCCAGUCUUCGGUGGAGCCGAGGAGACUGUUAAUUCACUCGCGCGACCACCAACACAGCAGCGCUCGCGCCCUCCCCCGCGGGGGGCGCCCCCACCGUUUUCCCGCCUCGCCUGCGCGCUCCCCACCCCUCCCCCGGCGCGUAGCGGAAGUGACGCGCGGCGUAGCGGAAGUGCCUGCAGCCGCCGUGUUGUGCUGUGGGGCAGAGGGACGGGUUUGUAAACCCCGGAGCGAGGUUCUGCCUGCCCGAGGCCGCUGCUGUGCGGAGAGCCCCGGGGAAGCCGCCGUCACCAUGUCUGACCAGGAGGCAAAACCUUCAACUGAGGAUUUGGGGGAUAAGAAGGAAGGAGAAUACAUAAAACUCAAAGUCAUUGGACAGGAUAGCAGUGAGAUUCACUUCAAAGUGAAAAUGACGACACAUCUCAAGAAACUUAAAGAAUCCUACUGUCAAAGACAGGGAGUUCCAAUGAAUUCACUCAGGUUUCUCUUUGAAGGUCAGAGAAUUGCUGAUAAUCACACUCCAAAAGAACUGGGGAUGGAAGAAGAAGAUGUGAUUGAAGUUUAUCAGGAACAAACAGGGGGUCAUUCAACGGUUUAGAUAUUCUUUUUAUUUUUUUCUUUUCCCUCAAUCCUUUUUUAUUUUUAAAAAUAGUUCUUUUGUAAUGUGGUGUUCAAAACGGAAUUGAAAACUGGCACCCACCUCUUUAAGACAUCUGGUAAUUUGAAUUCUAGUGCCCAUUAUUCAUUAUUGUUUGUUUUCAUUGUGCUGAUUUUUGGUGAUCAAACCUCAGCCCCCUUCAUAUUGCCCUCUCCUUGUUAAAAAUUACGUAUGUGCACAGAGAGGCCACCUUUUCCAGGACUGUGCAUUUUCAGGCUUGUGAUAAAUAAGACCGACCAACGUGAGUGUUCAUCAUGACUUUCCAAUUGGCCCUGAAGUUCUAGCAUGUGAUUGCUUCACUCCUGGACUGUGACUUUCAGUGGGAGAUGGAAGUUUUUCAAGAACUGAACUGUGGAAAAAUGACCUUUCCUAAACUUGAAGCUACAUUUAAAAUCUGAGGGUCUGGACCAAAAGAAGAAGAAUAUCAGGUUGGAGUCGCGAUGACAGAGAUGAUGAGAGUAAUGACUGACUCCAAAGAUGGCUUCACUGAAGAGAAAGCAUUUUAAGAUUAAAGAAAAAUCUUGUCAGAAGAUCCCAGAAAAGUUCUAAUUUUCAUUAGCAGUUAAUAAAGUUAUUCAUGCAGACGUGUAUACAACAGAACACUGCUCUUUUUGAUUUUAUUUGUACUUUUUGGCCUGGGAUAUGGGUUUUAAAUGGACAUUGUCUGUACCAGCUUCAUUAAAAUAAACAAAAUAUUUGUAAAAACUGUA